AUGACUUCGACUGCAGUUCUUGUGUUAACGUUGUGGGCCUGUUUCGUGCAGCUUCAGCUGCAUCAAGUCGAUGGACAAGCGACAACGGUGCAGAAAUAUCCGUUCAUGAACGCCAUAGCGUUUAAUAGAGAGUUCGUCGGCAAUGGGGUCAUCUUAGCACCUCAGUGGGUACUUACCACGGCCAGUGUCUGUCUCGCUACCCCAGACACCACGUACGAUGUGCUGUAUGGGGCAGACGAUUAUCUUACCUACAAUGGAGCGAAUCCGGUCGAGCGCAUCUUCCGUCACUCGGGUCGCCCUGGUCCGGAAAACAACUUAGCCUUAGUGAACGUGCGAAAUGCGGUGGGAUACACCGACACCAUACAACCGAUUCAAUUGGCCGACUCGAACACACCGGAUGUAAUUAAUGUAACCCUGGUAGCAUACGGAAAAACGGAAUCCAGUCAGACGCAUCUGCGUGAGCAACCGUUCAUGCUUACCAAGUGCGAGAAUACGUUGACGGAUCCGAGUUCGGUGGAGGUCGUCAUACAUGACAGCGGGUGGUGCGUGGCGUCCCAGAAAGAUGCCAUCCAAGAGCUGCAGCGAAAGGGUCAAGGAGCUCCGAUGGUGGUGAAUGGACAGCUGUACGGGCUGUAUACCAAUGAAUUUACCAUUAUGCCAAACCCAACGGCCAAGAGUGAAUGGAUACAGGGUAUCAUGGCUGGCAAGGUUUGA
Anopheles nili is the source of this 714-nucleotide messenger RNA. RefSeq lists its product as uncharacterized. The transcript has a single exon. Gene Ontology annotation, molecular function: serine-type endopeptidase activity. The record is from RefSeq and is a predicted model, not a curated record. NCBI's taxonomy places the organism in Eukaryota, Metazoa, Arthropoda, Insecta, Diptera, Culicidae. Bases 1 to 714 code for a protein of 237 amino acids. Gene Ontology annotation, biological process: proteolysis.